UUUUCUUAAAGAUGUGCUGUGUGCCUCCCGGCUACUGCUGGACCGCUGCAUGCUUCGCAACAAUGUAUCGGGUCGCUGCCUGGAGGAUGGGGGCCACUGCACCACCCCAGCCUCCAACUCAGCCUAACACACCCAAUUCCGGUAAGUGAUACUAUACUGUACAUACGUUAUUUCUACUUUAUAUCAGCUGUGUAUUUUUACGUGUUAUUUGGUAUGAUUUGGCAGCUUCAUAGCUUAAAGGUUACUGGAGAGCGCUUGCGCCGUGUUUUUGCUGAUGGCGCUUGCGUGAGAUUUUCACUACGGAGAACAGUUCAGGCAAUGAAUGUGGAGAAGUAUUUCUACUUUAUAUAAGCUGUGUAUUUAUCAUAUCAUUCCUGCUUUUACUAUAUGUUACUGUUAUUUUAGGUUUCAUGUGUUAUUUGGCACAAGUUGCUAGGUUAUUUUUCGGUCUGCGAAUGCGCACAAAAUUUUCCCAUAUAAAUAAAUGGUAAUUGCUUCUUCGCUUUACGACAUUCCAGCUUACGAACCGUUUCAUAGGAAUGCUGUACCUUCGGAUGGCGGGGGAAACCUGUACUAUUGUCAUUUUGCAGGGAAAGACGUUCAUGUUAAUUAUAUUUUAUCAACACCGUUACAAUACUGUGGAGAUCAGCUGGAAUAUUGAAGACGCAAUGAAUUAUGUGGGGACAAAUGAUCCAUGUACUAGUCAAAUGCCUGCAACAGAAGGCAUACAUGAUGGCACUCUACAGAGCAGCACAAUUACUGUAACGUAUUCAAAAUCAGAGACCCCUUUACCUGUAACAGGGAACAAGGGAAGGACCCUCACCCCUGCAGAGAUGGAAAUGCUCAUGAAGGACCAGAGCUUGGUAUCAGACUUUAAACAACAAAAGCUGGAAAGAGAGGCACAGAAAAACUGGGAUUUGUUUUACAAGAGGAACAGCACCAACUUUUUCAAAGAUAGACAUUGGACAACCAGGGAGUUUGAAGAACUGAAUGCAUGUAGAGAUCAAAAUCACUUGUAUGAGUCUGAGAGAUGUAAGGUCUUUCAGUGUGACCUGACAAAAGAUGAUUUACUGGAGAAUGUGCCUGCUGAUUCUGUGGAUGUUGUUAUGCUGAUUUUUGUGCUCUCUGCCAUUCAUCCUGAGAAGAUGCAGAUGGCCUUAGAAAAUAUUUAUAAAGUACUAAAACCAGGUGGAUGCAUCUUAUUCAGAGAUUAUGGACUGUAUGAUCAUGCCAUGCUUAGAUUCAAAUCUGGACACAAACUUGGCCCAAACUUUUAUGUUCGACAAGACGGAACCAGAUCCUUCUUUUUUUCUGAUGAGUUUGUGGCACAGCUCCUGACAUCUGUUGGCUAUGAAGUGUUGGUGAAUGAGUAUGUUUUCCGAGAAACUGUUAAUAAGAAGGAAGGUCUGUGUGUUUCAAGAGUUUUUCUUCAAUGCAAAUUUAAGAAGUCAAAGAGAGCACUGAGCAUAUGUAACACAAGUGAUUCCAUCAGCUGAUUUUGUUUUUGAUGUCUUGAUAAUUCACCCAGACAAACUUUGCAGAGAGGCGAACAAUGCCAGACCUGUUCCUGAAAUGCAAACAAUAGGAAUUCUGCAGAUGCUGGAAAUUCAAGCAACACACAUAAAAGUUGCUGGUGAAUGCAGCAGG
Messenger RNA from Mobula hypostoma (lesser devil ray), 1647 nucleotides. It is a transcript of the gene mettl6, whose product is annotated as methyltransferase 6, methylcytidine. Bases 540 to 1496 code for a protein of 318 amino acids. The transcript is spliced from 5 exons. NCBI's taxonomy places the organism in Eukaryota, Metazoa, Chordata, Chondrichthyes, Myliobatiformes, Myliobatidae. The record is from RefSeq and is a predicted model, not a curated record.